AUGUUCCGCGGACACCGCGCUUGGUUCUCGCAGAGCGUCAGCCCGGGCCCGCGGGGGCUCUGGGCCGAUGGCGGCGGGACCAUUGCCCACUGGCUGGAUGCUGAUUACCUGUUCAGCAGCGAUGCUGCCCACCCCGACACCCGCAGCAUACACGAGAGCCUCAGUUACCUGGAGGGCAAAGCCACGGUCUUUCACUCCAGUUACCUCUCAGUGUGUGCGAGCACCCGAGCUACGGAGAGGCCCUCGGUGGUUCUGGGCCACUUCAUCCUGCCCCCUGCCUGCCUGCACGAAGAAAUCAGAAGGAAGAUUGGCCGGUUUAUUUGGGAGAAGGCAGAUGCCCUUGAAGAACAGCCCAAGGAAAAUCCUACAGAGGAACCAGAAGCAGCAAGAAAUGGCUGUGAGGAAGAAUCAGAGGAGGAAGUGCUAGACCUGGCUGAGAGCACUGAAGAAACAGAAUCUGAAGCACCCACCCAGGGAGAAUUUCCAUGCCGUGCCCUCCAGGAAUACCCAAUAAAUAACAUGGUGACAGGCUAUGCCUCUGCACGGGACAUGAAGAAAUACGAGGGGGAACUCCACGACUUCAUCCCUGGCACCUCGGGCUAUGCAGUGUACUGGGUCCAAAGCAAAUGCAGCAUUUACUGUGAGAAGGCCAAAAUGAAGAGGAAAUGGUAA
Molecule: messenger RNA, 672 nt
Organism: Melozone crissalis (California towhee)
Lineage: Eukaryota; Metazoa; Chordata; Aves; Passeriformes; Passerellidae
Gene: TERB2
Product: telomere repeat binding bouquet formation protein 2
Exons: 7
Coding region: 1-672 (223 amino acids)
Biological process (GO): meiotic attachment of telomere to nuclear envelope; homologous chromosome pairing at meiosis
Cellular component (GO): nuclear inner membrane
Source: RefSeq, a predicted model, not a curated record